Molecule: messenger RNA, 11273 nt
Organism: Argiope bruennichi
Lineage: Eukaryota; Metazoa; Arthropoda; Arachnida; Araneae; Araneidae
Product: SH3 and multiple ankyrin repeat domains protein 2-like
Exons: 19
Coding region: 450-6830 (2126 amino acids)
Cellular component (GO): dendritic spine; postsynaptic density; postsynaptic membrane
Molecular function (GO): synaptic receptor adaptor activity; ionotropic glutamate receptor binding
Source: RefSeq, a predicted model, not a curated record
UAAAGAGAGAGAGAGAAAGAGAGGAAAGAGUAAAUUAAACAUAAUAGGAAUAAAAAAACGAUGCAAGGUUAGUUCCACCUAAGCAGGUAACGGAAAAAAUUGAACAGAAUAGUUUCGAAUCAAGUGUUCUGAAUUCGAAGUUAUGGGUUCUGAGAAAAAUCGUUUGGUAAAAAUGUAGUGCGGGAGCUACCUACCACUCCUCUGGACGUGAAUCCGACAUGCUUGCCGAACACGGACUAUGGCGCUUACUCCAUGGAGCGGAAGUUUACUUUUGCAAACGAUUUUUGAAACAUUCGAAUUAGUGCUAUAUUAAAAAUAUUCGAAUGGCAGGAAAAAUAGUGAAAGAAAAGCGAUGAAGGAUUUCAUGUUCCGGAAAGAGCUCCGAAUGUGCGAUUUCCGGAAGCAGUGAAAUUCCAGAACUAAAGCCAGAAGAGCCGGGGGGCCAGGCCAUGAAAGCCGUUGCGAUGGAUACGGCGGAAGACAGCCUCAGCCAGAACAGCGACGAACAGCUGGUCUCUCUGCAGAUCUACGUCCCCGAACUGGUAGUACAGAAAUGUAUGCAGUUCAACAGAGAUGAACUAAUAUGGGACGUAAAGAACCAGAUAUUGGCAGCGCUUCCAAAGGAGUUGAAGGAAGGCUUCAACUACGGCCUGUUCUGCCCUCCGGUGAAUGGAAGGGCGGGGAAGUUUCUGGACGAGGAGCGACCCCUGGCGGACUACCCCUUUACAGACAAUUCGGCUUAUGUCGAAUUGAGGUAUAAACGUAGGAUAUAUAAAAUUAACAUGGAAGAAAAACAGCUGAAACAAUUACAUAGUAGGUCCAAUCUUCGUCGACUUAUCGACCACAUCCACAACAAUCAGGUAGAGAAGAUAACUAAAAUGUGCUCAAGAGGAUUAGAUCCCAACUUCCAUUGCCAGGAAACUGGAGAAUCUCCACUGACCCUGGCGACCUCCCUGAAGCAUCCGGCGAAGGUGAUCAUGGCGUUAGUAAACGGAGGAGCUCACUUAGAUUUUCGCACAAAAGACGGGGCCACCGUGCUUCACAAAGCAGUCGAGAAGAACAACCUGGAAGCGCUCAGGACGCUUCUGGAUCUUGGCUCGUCCCCCAAUUACAAGGAUUCUCGGGGCUUGACUACCUUGUAUUACUCCGUCUUGUACAACAGCAAUCCGCAGCUCACCGAAAUGUUGCUCCACGAUCAUGCCUUCAUCGGAACGGCAGAUCCGCACGGAUGGCAAGAAGUGCAUCAGGCUUGUAAAUACGGUCUCGUUCAACACCUGGAGCACUUGCUGUUUUAUGGCGCUGACAUGAACGCGAGGAAUGCGAGCGGGAACACGCCAUUGCACGUCUGCGCAGUUAACGACCAGGAGAGCUGUGCCAGGGUGCUCCUCUUCAGAGGUGCCGACAAGAACGCCCUUAACUAUGCUAAUCAGAACCCCCACCAAGUGGCCAUCAUUGCAGGAAACCUCCGACUGGCCGAGAUUAUUAAAAACCACAAACCGGAAGAUGUGGUGCCAUACCGAGAGGCACCGAGAUACAACCCAAGGCGGCGGACCAGCGCAGCCAAUAUGGGCACCACCAGCCAGAACCACAGUGAUCCGCGUCUGGAACUGGUCAUAUCAGGCGGGAAACCCCCCUCUCCCUGCCCUUCCAACCACUCCCUGCCGCACUUAUCCAGCUCCGAUGGAGGCAUACCUCACUCCGUGUCCGGGGAAGAGGACACGGACGAAUCCGGAGGAACGCUGGUCAAUCAUUCUACUGCAGCAGUCGAAACAAGUGGCGCGGGCGCUAACGGCAGUGGCACAGAUUCGGACCCCUUUGACUCUGCAAAAUCUACUCCCAUGAUGGAGGCCGUUUGUGUUUGUGUCGAAGAAUACAACCCCUCGACUUCGGGACACUUACAACUGGCCAAGGGAGAUCUGGUGGAAAUUCUCGCCGUCAGUGGCAGCGGUUAUCUGGAAGGCCGCCGUCGAGAUGGUGAAGAAGGCCUAUUCCCAGCUGCCUGCAUCCAAGAGAUGACCAUCCGCUGCGCGGACACCUUGCCACCGGGAGGGCGUCUUAGAGCCAACGCCACUCGCAAUCUGAAUGCCAACAGAAAAUGGAAAACUUUCGGGGAGCCAAGAACAGUCAUACUUCAUAAAGGGAAAAAAGGAUUUGGUUUCAUCUUAAGAGGUGCUAAAGCUACAAGUCCUUUGAUGGAAAGACAGCCCACUGAGUUUUGGCCUAGCUUGCAGUAUCUAGACGACGUCGAUAAAGGAGGUGUUGCGGAAAUGGCGGGAUUGAAAAAAGGUGACUUCUUACUAGAGAUUAACGGUGUUGACGUGUCCCAAGCAUCCCACGAGCGCGUGGUGGCCAUCAUUCGGCAGUCCGGUGAUCUGGUGUCGAUGACUGUCGUCACAGUGAUCCAGCAGUCGGCAGCAACGUUACCACCCACCGAGAAGCCCCAGCUGAUUAACAGACAAUGCGCGACGUUGCCCCGGAAACUCUCCACCAAAAAGGCUCCUUUGCCGCCUAAAAGGGAUCCCAAGACGACAUUAUCCGUUGGAAGAGCCAGGGCUCGGUCGAUGGUAGCUGGCCUCGCCGAAAUUGAGGUGUUGGAUCACACUCUGAAUGAAUACGAUUCAGAGGGGCGAUCCACAAAGAGUAGUUCCGUCGAAAGCAUCCCGAACAAACCAAGCAGCAGCGCCACUCCGGAGAGCACGGCAACUACGACGCCGACCACCGCCACAACAACACCGACUUCUAACCAUCAGACUACCACCAGUGCCAGAACCCGAGUAUCCGCACACCAUGUCAGUGCCACUGAAUUGGAGGAUUUCUUUGCCAGGCACUUAUCGGGCGCAAGGCAUCAUGGGACAAUAAGAAACAGAUACGCCACAUUGGCCAGAAUACACAAGAUGAAACAUCAUAAGCGCUCUAAACAUAAAAGUAAAGAUGAAGCCGAUUACAGGAUUCCCAAAAACUACAGCAGUACUCCUGAGCUGACUUUCCCAGCGACGUCCGAGUACGAAACGGUGACUCACUUCAAAAGAAGCCGAAGCCUCAGCGACUUGCACGUCCGGCAUUCGGGGCGGCACGCGUGGGUAGGAUCGAAAGGAUCUGGUGGAAGAGAACACAGGCACAAGAGCAGGGAAAAGCCCUUACAGCGACAACACUCCAUACCAGAAGCCUCGAAAGCUGCCCACGGCGACAGAUCUGCCACUCCGGAGCCAUCGGGACCAUCCCUCAUCAAACAAAAUGGCUCAGAUAUUUAUGCAGAAACGGUACCAGUAUCGGUAAAGUCCAGUGACAAAUCAUCUGGACGAGCUAGUUGUCCUCCCCCAUCUUAUCCUCCUCCACCUCCCCCCGUAGGACAGGUUGUCAAAGUCGAUGUAUCCCGUGGGGAGUAUGCUGACUUGACAACGGGCAGACAGCACAAAUCCACGGCCAUCAUGUCUAGUUUUAGACCCACGGACAGUGCAAAACUGUACGCUUCUCCGGAUAACUUCAUCACUGUUGGAUAUAAGAAAGAACAUCAGCAGAAAUGCGAUACAACCCUACCGAAGCACAUGAAGGGAUCUGGGUCCAGGUCCCAGUCCUUGCCACCGAAAAUGCCUCAAACUUCCACCUCGGUUUCCGGAUCAGCCUCGGGUGGUAGGAGCAGUGCGGCGUCGCUUGAAGCUGAUAAUAGUAGUGGAGAUUCUGCGAGCACAUAUACGCCGUUCAAGGGCUCUCACCGGUCCAGGGACCAUACCGGAGAUCAGUCUGGCCUUCAGUCAGACCGUAGAGGUACUUUGAGGAAGGUCAAACACCAAGGGAAAUUCCCAGCUGCUGUGUCAGAAUCGGCAAGUCCUAAGCAUUAUCCUACUUUGUCCCAAGAACCAGAUUAUGACACCAGCGAAGAGGAUGAUCCAACCACUGCAAUAGAAGUAAAGAGUGGACUUGUAACCUUCAAGGCAGUUGAUAACGAAGCACCGAAAGAACAGGUGGAGGAUUCAAAAGCAAAACAAGUCACAGAAGUAGCAAAUACUAACAUGACGCUGCGCAGGAAGAGGCUGAAGUCGCAAGCAUCCGUUGAUUCGGCCAAAUUGCAAGCCGAAAUUGAAGAAUCGUUGAAUGAAGAAGAUAACAAUGUGCAAAAUCUGAAAUCUGCGGAUAAACCAGACGGGGCACCGUCUGAUGUUGUUUUGUCAGAAGAAACAGGCGAACGGAUAUUCUUAGGGAAGGAAAAUCCUAAUGAAGCCGAAAGACCUAAGAAAGUAGCUCCAGUUCCGCCACCCAAAAAGUCAGAUGAAAGUUCGAAAUUAAAAGAUAAUGAUUCUUCACAAGAUCGGGAAAUGAAUUCGAAAGCUAUUCGUGAAGCAUUUGAAAAGCAGAAUCCUUCUUCAGACCAGGAAACCACGAUCAAGCAGCCUGGUAAGGAGCCUAUAGCUUUUAAAGCAACUAUAGUCCUGAAACAGACUGAAGUUGUUGGAAAAGAUACGAAAGAAACUCCUUUUAGAAUUAAAAAUAAGGAAUUAAUACAUCAGCAUAGUGCACAUGAAUUACUGCAUUUAAAGAAUAAAGAUGAAACGUUCAGAAGAGACAAUAAAGAUGUUACAAAUAGGGAAAAACUGGUGAAAUCUCCAUCACAGGGAUUUAAGGAAAGACUUAAUGACACUUUAGAUAUGGCAAACCAAAAAGCUCUGAAUAUACAAAACGAUAAUCGAAAUAAAAUCGAUUCAAAUUCCAAUCAGAAGGUCGCGCCUGCUGUACCAAAGAAACCCAAACAGGAUGAAGUUAAGGCGCAAGAUGAAAUUACAGAGACGUCAGACAGAAUAAAAUCACUUCAAAUUGAAAAUAAUAACGAAGAAGGGAAUACAUCUCCUAUUAUAGAUGCAGCUUCUCGUUCCGUUAAGGAAAAUAUAUACAAUUUCGAAAAGAGAAGUAAUGAAUUGACAACAAAAGUUAACCUUUCUCCAAGAAGAAAAAGCGAUGUAAUAAAAAUUACUUUGGUUGGAUCACAGCAAAAAGGAAAUGAAUUAGAAAAAGUUCCACCUGCUCCAUCUAUGAAAACUUCAAAGUCUUGUCCGAAAACUUUCGAAGAGGAUGUUGAUUUAGAUGUGGAGAAUGCGCUCACAACUGCUAUGCUACACUCAGACGCGCAUAAUCAGGUUACUCGAUUUUCAGCUGAAACUCCAACCACUACAAUUGCAUCAACUAAUUUUAAUGAUGAAUGGAGAAGACCUGACGUAGUUUCACCCGUAAAUGUUCCACAAUAUGUAGAAACUGGCGUGAAGAAACCUCCGGAUACACCUCCAAAAAGUACAAUGUCUAGGCGAGUUGACAAUUACAACAAAAUUCAAACUCUGGGCCGUAAAUCCAGUGAAAGGGACAUAGAUUUUCAAGAUGUUGAAUCUACUCAUUUCACAGAGACGAUGACUCUAAAUAGGCAGAGCUUGGCUAAAAGUGAAGCGGCGAAGUUUCAGCAAUAUCCAGAAUCUAUUCUCCAGGCUGGAAGAGAUCACCAUCAAACCAGAGUUCCAGUCUUACCUCCAAAUGCAAGCCCACCGACAACAAUGCUGCCUCCUUCCAAAAACGAUUACUCUCAGCAACAGCAUAACAGAAAUAUGCCACCCACGAGUACCGGAGCUUAUUUACCGAAUGCAAAUAUGCCCUCCAAUUUAGAACAAAUACAUCUUCCACCAAACAUUCCUUUGGAAGUGUCACAAAAAAUUAUUGCCGAGCACAUGGCAAACAUGAAAAACAGAGAAGCAUUCGAUGAACCUCACGAUAUCCAUCAACAAAUGCAACAAGUAAGACCUCCAGGCCCUAUGUCGGCGCAAGCUAGGCUGUUGGACCACAGGCAUGUAAAAGUAGCAGCCCCAGCUCCAAACAGAGUAUCUCCACCCAAAACUCGGGAAGACGACGAAUGUCUCAAACUCUGCCAGCGUGUCGAUAAGAGCUUACAACUUAUUCGUCUUCAAGUUGAUUCUUUAAGAAUGGCUGCUGCAAGUGAGCCAGAAGUAAUCACAGAACUUGUACCACCUCCACCUGAAUUCAAUUUCGCUGCACCACAUCAUGGCAUGGGACCUCAGCAGCCACCUCAACCAAUGCAUAUUGCUCCACCUCCUGAAUUUAGUGACGAGUCCCUCGCUAGACAGCGAAGAGCUCAGCAAAAUAUGAUCACUACUAUGGACGCUCCAAUAAGCCGGCGCACCGUUCCUCCGGAUACAGCAAAUUAUCCCUAUCCGGAGCAUUUAUACAGAGGUUACCACCCUUCCAUGCAGUCUCCUCAAGAUCACCCGCACCACAUGACCAUGCAUCACCCUCCACAUAACAUGAUGCCAAACAACAUGACAGCUUCCCCAACUAAAACUAUGACAUUAUCUCGUAGUGGGUACCCUCCUCAUCAUGCUAUGCCUCCCCACCAGCAAAUUCGGCACGAGAGUAACUGUAAUACUCUUCCGCACCCUGGAUCAAGAAUGAUGAUACCACCGCAAGCCCUCCAGCAACAGCAUGCAAUGUCCCAUCAUCGUCCUCAGCAACCACCGCAACAGCAACCGCAGCAUCCUUAUCCUCAGCAGGGCAGAACAACAAGAGACUCCCCACGAAUGAUGGGUCCGGGACAGAUACCUCCUAUACCACAGCAUAAAGAGUUCAGACAAAAGCCAUUGCAUCAGUGGAACAUGAAAGACGUUUCGGACUGGCUGGAAAGUUUGUUUCUGCCCGAGUACAAAAUUACAUUUGCUGAAGCUGGUAUAACGGGUUCAAAAUUAGCUAAUAUGGACAAUAACGAUUUGAUGGGCCUAGGGGUGAAACAAGCUGGACAUAGACUUAAUAUGGAAAGGUCAAUAAAAUGGUAUCUAAAAUAACAUAGUGUAGAAUUAUUGAUGCCAAAUAUUGUAUACUAACUAUGUGAAAUACGGAACAAUUUGCGAAUUGCAAUAUUUUGAAAUUUUUAACAAAAUGUGAAUCCUAGUCACGACGGGAAAUAAAAUAAGAUUUCAUAAAACUAAGAUUAAGAGUGGCUUAUGCUAAAAAGAAAAACAGAAGGUUACAGAAGUAUUACCUUUAUAUGAUUUCAGUAAUAAACAAGAAAUGAAUUUCAUAUCGCAUUCAAUCAUAGAAAACAAGGAAAUGGCAAGAAUUAAAUGAAAACUAAACACGAAAUUGCUUUGCAGCUUUCUCCAUGUGCUCAAUAAAGGAUGUCCGCCACUGAGUAUUUAAUCAUCUUGAAAAUAUAGAAUUUGGCAAAAAGUAUCUCAAACCUAUAAAAAUUAAUAAAAUCAUGAAGAAUAUUAUCAAAGUCAAACAUUGAAUUUGAAAUUUAGUAAGAACUAUAAUAUAAAAGCACAUCUAAAUAACUUUCCUCAAAAUAUAAAAAAAAACAUCACCAUAUUCUUCAUAUUAUAAAAAUAUUAUGAAAAUUUGAAGGUUAAAAUAUAAGUAAGUGACAUCCUUUAUUGUUGUUUAUUGUUUAUUUCAAGUGACGUUUAUGCAAAAAAAUAAAUUUUUAGAUACUUGCUGUCAUUAAUAACGCGCAUGUCAUAAAAUCAUAUUCUUUUAUAUAUUUAUCACUUGCUAUAUCUGUUCUAAAAAUGUGGAAUAUCUUUAAAAUAGCUUUAGUUAAUAAGGAGACAAAACAGUAUGAGAUUUUUAUUUCAUGUUCUAAAAAUUACAAAACAAUAAUUUAGAAAUAUUAUUUAUUCAGUUAAAAUUUAUAGUCUUAAGAUAAAAUAAACUAGGCAGUUAAUCAAUUUAUAUAGACAGUGUGCUCUUUUUAUUUAUUUACCAUUUACGAAUUGAAAAAUCUAUACAAGAUUAGUUGGUACAUACGAAAGAUAUUUUUAUCUUUCUGUUCACUUUCCUCUAUGUACAUGUGUUAUCUUUGUGUAAAUAGUGACUGUUAAUUUAUAUCUUUUUUUUUUUUUCGAUUGUAAGGGAAAAAAAUCUAUGUGCUCAAUGAUGGGGCUGGUACCCUGUUUUAUUGUCUUCGUAAAAUGUUUCUCAGUUUUACAUGUGUAAAAGCCUUACUAAUGAAAUUUACAUGUGUAAAACAUUUCGUAAAUAUGAAUGCAUUAUAUGAUACUUCAAAGACCAAAGCAAGCUGAAAUUUCAACAGAUAAAAUAUUUAAAAAAAAAUUUAAAAAAAAUAGUCCCAUUGUAUAUUUUGACUUACCAUCUUGAUUUUAAAAAAAUGAAAUUUACUCGGCCACUUUCUUACAAUUUAUUACGCUGGCGUUUUCUCUUGAACACCAGAAAUUGAUUCAAUUUGUUAAAUAAUAAAAAAACUUUUAAUUUAUAAAUUGAUAUUAUUUUUUUAAAAUAUAACUACAUUUUUACAGCCUCAAUUGCACCGCUUACUUUGCAACUUGCUAAAUUUUGCAUUGUAUUUCCAGCCCUUUUUCACUAACAGUUUAAACGAGACAAAUCUUGAUCGCUAAAUUUUAAUUUUAUCUUUUAUUGAAUGAAAUAUUUUUCCAAUAAAAAUACAUUUCUCACUGAUUAAAUUAAAAAUAAGUGAACAUAAAAAUGGACUUAACUCAGUUUGUGGUUCAUUUUUAAGAAAUUUCAAAAAACUUCACGAACUAUCGUAAACAUAAUGACAAAAAAAAACUCCUAUUGUACAUAAUGUUUUAUUAUCACUUUUUUUCAGAUUCUUAGGAAAAUAAUCAAUGAUUGUCAAAAUUCAGUGCUGAGAAUGAAAUUCAAAAAAUAUGCUACAAUAUGUUCACAUUUUUUUACAUUCCAGGGCGGAACAAGCUAUCGACAGAAUGCCUAAAACGCUUAUCAAUCAAUAAUGACUUAUACUUGAAUAACUUCAUUUACAAAACGAAGACUUCAUUUACAGGAAACAAAAUAGAGCAGUUCUUCUAUAUCUACAUCUUACAAUAAGUCCGUUAAUUUCGAAAUAAAAUAAGUUGAAUAAGGCAAAUAUAUAAUGAAACAGAGUUCAACUUCUUAAAAGGAAAUCAAAUUUCUUAUAAGUUUCAUGAAUACAAAAAAAGGCUUUCAUAGUUGAAAAAAUGAUAGAAUUUUAAAGGACAUUGUUUGAAAUAUCUGACAUGAAACAUAUCCUUAAAAUGAAAUAACCUUUUUUCAAAAUAAUCACUAUUUACACAUUUUCCAAUUUAAGCUUCAAUAAGCUAUUGGAAAAAAUGUGAGGAUAAUUUUUUUUUAAUUUGAAAGGGAUAUAAAAUUUAAAAUUAACGAUAACGAGAAAUCUGAAAUUUAAAUUUAAAAUUCCUGUAAUUUAUUUUAUUUCAACGCUCUGCAUUUGUAAGACGAAUACUCAGCGUGAUAUGAAUCUCAAUUAUCAUAAGGAAUUAGAUAACAUCGGCAAGAACGUAUUACUGAUUGAACGCCUGGAGAGAAUAUUUGAAAAACGGUAGCUUAUGUUACAAAUGGAUUGUUAUUAUCAAUUAAAAAACAUUAUAAUAUUUGCAGAAACAUGAUUCACAGUAUAUUUCAAACAUUUCUUUUAUAUUUCUGAAAAGACAUUUCCCAUUGGAAAGUUCUAACCCAUUAGAAAAACGAAUUUCAAUUGAAGACAUUAUUUGAAUUACGAUUUCAUACGAUGCUUUGGUCUUAGUAUGAUACACAACAGCUUGUAAAUUUAGCUCCUACCAUUCGUUCGCUUGACUUUAUGUUUACGCUGUAAAUCUAUAGUACUUUGUGAGCGAAUACGUUAUAUUGAGUGGGUAAAAAAAACUGUCUGUAUAUACUUAAAACUACCUUCAACUUUUGUCAGCAUAUUGCGAUAAUCUUAAAUGGUGCUUUUCUUUUUCUUUUAUAAAUAUAUAAAUAUAUACAUAUAUACAAAAUAUAGAUUUGAAUGAACUUGUUUUUGGAAGUACGAUGCUUUGACGUACCUGACAUAAUUGCUGCUAAUGUAUUUUAAUAUGACGCACUCACUAUCAAUCCUUUUCUAAUUUUUCUAUAUCAUAGGUGUAAUUUACAUUAGGCGAAAUUUUAAAAUUUGCAUAUAAUAAAAACUUUUAAGUUUUAUUUUAAAACAAUAACCAAAUCGUUUAGUAUCUAAUUUUUCAGUAAAUAAUUUCAAACAUUAUCGGUUACAAUAUAUGAAUAAAAUUUAUUUCACAGAGAAUUAAUUUUAAAUUUUAUUAUUUAGAAUAAGUGAUGUAAUCAUUAACAUAGCCCACAAAUAAAUGAAAACUUAACAUCAACAAAAUGUUAAAUUUCGCUGCAUAUCUCAUAUUAAAUCAAUCAAAUAAUACUGAACAAACAGCCAAUCCAGUUCUAAAUAAGUUUAGAGGAUUAAAUUAAGUUAGAAAAUUAAAUUAAUUUAAAAAUUAAAUUUUGCAAUUUUAGCACUACAUUAUUCCAACAUAUCUUUGCUUGAUAAUAUUUUAUCAGAUCCUCCAAUAAAAUAAUGCGAUUAAAAUGUUUUACAAAAAAAAAGGGAAACGAAAUCAUUUUUUUCUCUUAAUCAUAAAAUCUUAUACAUAUUCUUGGAAUGUCCUAUUUUAAUAACCAAAGAGAAAAUAAUCGCAAGGCAAUGCUAUAGAAAAAAAUUUUUAAUUUAUUAGUGCAAAAACCAUUUUUAUUUCUUUUUGAAAUAUGAGUUUAAUUUUCUUUAUGAAAGAAAAGCAAAAUAAAGGCUUAAAUAAUUGGAAUAUGAAAAAACAUACUAAAAAUGUGUUCUAACACUUCUUAAUAAAAGAAUGUCAUAAUUACAUUUUCCACACUCUGCAAUGCAGAGUUUCUGGAAGAAGUGAAAAAAAAAUAGAAAACUACGAAACAAUUUAUUUUCUGUUCUAUUUGCCAUCACUCUAAAAUUCAUUUUCUUAAAAAAAAUUAGAGAUAUUUGUACUCAAAGCUCAAUGUUGUACAGGAAACAUUGCUUGAAGUUUAUAAAAAUUAUGUGACAAAGUGGAAAAUGUUUGUAUGAAUGGCAUCUGUUUGUACCUUUAUAUUUUAUCAUCAACAAUAAUGAUUUUGAAUCUUUGGUUUGAUUAAUGGUUAUUUCCUACAGAUUUGUUAAUACGAACAAAACUUUUCAACACCAAAAAUAAAAGAAAAAUUGCCUGUUAUUAAACUAAUACUUCGUUCAAUCCUUCACUAUAAAUCCUUCCUAGUUUGAUUGUAUAAAAUAUUGUCUGAUAUUUAAAAAAAAAAGUUUCCUUUAGAGUUUCUUUCUACAUUUUGAGAAACCUUGAUAUCUAUGUACAGUCUUCGAGAAAUUCAAUUUUAAACUUUUUUGUUUUAAUUUAUAAACAGUUUGUGUGUUUUGUAGUAAAUGCUUCUGUAUAAAAAAUGAAAUGAAUGGCAGCGAAUAGAAAGUUGUUAAUAAA